AUGUACACUAACAGCACAGUGCCACACAACCAGAUCGCACAACUUCCCCCCACAAAAACACUAACAAGAACCACCGACGCCACAACAGACCACGACAACUGUGCACCAACAACAAGCCGAACAAACGUGCCACACCAACGCCUCCCAACAACGACCACGCCCCAAAACCACAGAACCGACGACGCUGGCACCAACCAGCACAGUGCCUCCAAACAACCAAACCAACAACGUCACAGACAACACCCCCCACAACUGUCCACCAAACAACCGGCCAACCAACACAAACCCCGACAACUGCCAAAACAGACCCACAACUGUGCCACCAACACCGCAGCCCCAAAACCGAACAGCCGAACGUGCAACCACAUCCCACCAACAACAGACACAACACGGCCCCAAAACGCGCCUCCAGCAACAGAACCGCCGAAAAACUGGCACCAACCACCACAACGUGCCACCAAACAGAACCAGGCCACAAUGUCCAAACAACGCAAACUGGCCACCAACAACAGAACCCCGACAACGUGCCACACACAACAGACUCCCCCACAACCACCAACCAAAACCCACAACUGUGCCACAACACCAAGUCCCACAACAGCACCGACAACAGACCGCCAACACCUGCCACCAACACAGAAACGCCGACAACGACCACCACAACGUGCCCCACCACACAGCACCUCCAACAAGACCAACCACCACAGUGCCACCAACACAACCACCAACCCACAACGUCAACCAACCACCACAGCCUCCAACAACAGAACCGCCGACAACGUGCCACCAACCACCAAGCCCAACAAAAACCGCCGACAACUGUGCCACCAACAAACCGCAACAAAGACCCAACAACGUGCCACCACACAACCAAACCGACAACUGGACCAACCACCACCAAACCGACCGACAAUGUGCCACCAACCACCCCAAGUGCCUCCACCAACAACGACAACUUGCCCCACAAAGCCCAAACUGCCCGACAACGUGCCAACCACCACAGGCCACCAAAACAGAACACCGACAACUGUGCCACCAACCACCAGGCCCCAAACAACAAGAACCGCACACACUGUCCACCAACAAAAGACCCCACAAACCGCCAACACCGUGCCACCAACAACAGACCCGACAACUGACCACCACAACGGCCACCAAACAGAACCCGACAACUGUGCCACCAACCACAGAACCGCCGACAACGUGCCACCCAAAAACAGAACCGCCGACAGCCCCACCCACAGUGCCACCAACCGACAGAACUGUGCACCAACCACCAACCCCAACCACAAACCGCCACACUGGCCACCAACACACGUGCCACCAACAACAGAACCGCCGAAAUCUGUCCACCCACACCAACAGGCCUCCAACAACAACCGCCGUCAACCACCAAAACCACACAACUGCCCCACAACCCCACAAACCACCGCAACUGGCCACCAACCACCACAGUGCAACAAACAGCCAAAACCCACAACCCAUGUGCCACAAAAAACAGCCGACAACUGUCACCAACACCACAGUGCCCCAACAACAGAAACGCCGACAACUGUGCCACCACCCACACCACCAACAAAACGCCCACUCGGCCACCAACACAAAACCCGACAACUGUGCCCACCAAACAGAACAGCCGACAACUGUGCCACCAAACCACAGCCAACCACCACAAAGUGCCACAACGUGCCACCAACCACACGACCACCACAAGUGCCCCAACAACGGCCCAACCAACCACAGCCCAACCACAACCGCCACAUGUGCCACCAACCACCAACCCCCCAAACUUGCCACCCCAACGUGCCCCAACCACAAGGCACCAACAACCGGCACGACAAAACGCCACACGUGCCACCAACCACCACACCGACAACUGAUCCCAACCACGUGCCCCCAACCACGACAGCCCCAACUGCACCGACAACGUGCCCCAACCACCACAGCCCACAACAACAGCCGACAACUUGCCACCAACCACACAGUGCCACAAAACACAGCCCCAACUGCACAACCCACAACUGCACCAACAACACCACAGCCACAACCAACACCACAACGUCCCCAACCAAAACGGACAACCCACCAAACCACAUGCCACCAACACAAACAGUGCCACCAACCCCAGUGCCACCAACCACAGUGCCCACAACAGAAAGGCCAAACACUGUGCCACCAACCACACGCACAAACAAACCCCAACCACCCCAUGUCCACCAACACAACGCCGACAAACCACAAACCCCACAGUCCCCAACCAACACCACAACUGCCAAAACCCACAGUCCCCAACCAAAAGUCACCAACACACGGCCACCAACAACAGCCCCAACAACCCCAACCACCACAGUGCCCCAACACCAAGCACCACAACUGGCCCCACACGUCACCAAACCACAAGUCCCCAACAAAGAACAGCCGACAACUGUCCCAACCACCCGCCCCAACAACGCCAAAACUGUACCACCACAACGGCCUCCAACAACAGAACAGCCGACAACUGCCACCAACAACAAACGCGACAACUGGCACCAACCACACAGGCCUCCACAACAGAAAGCCGACACACCACCAACCACCACAGUGCCACCAACAACAAACCGACAACUCUGGCCACCAAACAACAGAACCCACAACGCACCAAAACAGAACCGCCACCACAACUUCCAACAACAACGCCACAAACCCCCAACCACCCCCGUGCCAAAAACCACAACGUGCCACAACAACAGUCCCCGAACAACACAACACCACAUGCACCAAACACCAACAGUGCCUCCAACACAAACCGACAUCUGUGCCAACAACCCCAACACCCAAGCCCAAAACAGACCAACCCGACAACUGUGCCCAACACAACAGCUGCAAACUUCAACCCCCGACCAAAACCGACACAGUGGCACCAACAACACGACCACAAGAAUUCCGCAACAACCCCCAACCACAAUGCCUCAAAAACGACAGCCAACGGAUCCAACCACCACUGCCACCAACACAGGCCCCAACAAAGAAUCCCACAAUAAACACCACCAGGUCCACCAAAAACUCGCCGAGGCAACCCGUGCCACCACACAGCGCCACAACUGA
Messenger RNA from Penaeus monodon (black tiger shrimp), 3087 nucleotides. Its product is annotated as mucin-2-like. NCBI's taxonomy places the organism in Eukaryota, Metazoa, Arthropoda, Malacostraca, Decapoda, Penaeidae. The record is from RefSeq and is a predicted model, not a curated record. Bases 1 to 3087 code for a protein of 1028 amino acids. The transcript has 7 exons.